CCUUUUCAAUUAUCUGCGAGCCUUUGGAGAAAUCACUUGCCUCUGGACCUCUGAGCGGGGUGACGUCAUUCCCGAGCAGGCAUUGGAGUAGAAGGCAGGGAAAAAGCUAAGUGGGCAAAAGAAGUCGGUUUCUCCUCCCUCUCUCCCUCCCCCUCCUUCCUCCUCCUUGCGCUUCCCAUACACAGUAUACAAAAAAUCUAAAUCUGACGGCACACAUCACAAAGUCACCGACGAGUCGAGCUGAAGAAAUUAUUGACUCGCCUCUGUGUAAUUUUCUCACUGGGACUGUAUCCUCCAGCUAAAGACCUGUGUCGCUGUGCGCUCGGGCUCCAGUGCUCGCGCAGCUGCGGUAGUUUCUCCAACUUCACUCCUCGCACUGUUGCGCCUGUGGAUACCAAGCGCUCGCCCCGGGCGCCGUGAUUUCCACUACCGGGUAGUGUAGUGCUGACCGCCGCAUCAGUUUUGUCUCCCGUCAUACAUUUGCCAAGGCGACAAAACACACUUCGAACUGGAUUUUUAUGGUACGCGUUUAAUCCAUCAGGGCCAAGUUAGGCAAGAAAGGUACAGAUAACACACACUGGGACUAGGUGACAGUUUGUAGAGCUGCGUGACUGCGAAUCUACGUCAAAGAACGGAUUUCAAUUUCUCCAGGGGGAAAAAAAAAGACUCGAACAGAAUUUCCCUCGGUCAACCGUGAAACGAGAUUUUGUUUUUCUAUUUAUUUUUUUUUACUCAUCGGCAUCGGCUGUUCCCUCGCACAAGCUUUCGCUAUGAGCAAACCCGCCGCUUCAACAAGUGGCUGCUUGGACAUUCUGAAUGUCAAAUCAAGUCGGAUCUUGGACAUCCCUUGUAAAGUGUGCGGUGACAGGAGUUCUGGCAAGCACUAUGGUGUUUACGCCUGCGACGGCUGUUCAGGAUUUUUCAAAAGGAGUAUUCGCAGGAACAGAACAUACGUUUGCAAGUCCGGUACACAGGGGGGCUGCCCUGUGGACAAAACGCACAGAAACCAGUGCAGAGCGUGCCGUUUGAAAAAGUGUCUUGAAGUAAACAUGAAUAAAGACGCCGUGCAACAUGAAAGAGGGCCCAGGACAUCAACCAUCCGGAAGCAGGUUGCACUCUACUUCAGAGGCCACAAAGAGGUCAACGGAUCCUCAACUCACUUCCCGCCUUCCAGCAUGCCGGGCCCGCCGUUCUUCACCACCGUCUCGCAACUUGAGCCACACAAUCUGGAGCUGAGCGCAGUCUCCAGCACACAAGAACGACAAGCCAUAGUGGGGCUAGCGCAGCCUACACCAAAGUAUCCUCACGAAGUCAGCGGCACGCCCAUGUACCUGUAUGAGGUCGCAACCGAGUCCGUGUGCGAGUCGGCAGCGCGUCUCCUAUUUAUGAGCAUCAAGUGGGCCAAGAGUGUUCCAGCUUUUUCAACCUUGCCAUUACCGGACCAGUUGAUCCUAUUAGAGGAUGCUUGGAGGGAACUAUUCGUCCUGGGCAUUGCGCAGUGGGCGAUCCCGGUGGAUUCCAGCACCCUAUUGGCAGUAUCUGGUAUGAACACGGAGAACACCGAUUCCCAGCGACUCAAUAAGAUCAUCACCGAGAUUCAGGCUCUUCAGGAAGUGGUCACACGCUUCAGACAACUGCGGCUAGACGCAACCGAGUUUGCCUGCCUCAAGUGCAUUGUCACAUUUAAAGCUGUUCCCACUCAAGGCAGCACGGAGUUAAGGACAUUCCGCAACGCUAGUGCCAUAGCGGCACUUCAGGACGAGGCCCAGCUGACGCUCAAUAGUUACAUUCACACCAGGUAUCCCACGCAACCAUGCCGAUUUGGGAAGCUGCUGUUGCUCCUUCCCGCGCUGCGCUCCGUGAGCCCAUCCACCAUUGAGGAGGUGUUCUUCAAAAAGACCAUCGGGAACGUCCCCAUUACGCGGCUACUGUCAGACAUGUACAAAUCCAGCGACAUCUGAGCUCACGGUCAACGACGUCCAACUCUAAUUACGCACGAACAGUCCAACUGUCUUUCAGUCUGCGUCAUGUCUCGAUUUGAAACAGCGAGAAUUGCCUUUGGGAAGACAUGAUUCAGGCUAAAUGUUUUAAGUUUUGAGUUACCAUUACAGGGAAUUAAAAUAUCGUUUUCGUUAAGUAGAGUUAACUGUUACUUUAAGUGUGUUCACUGUAAUGUGCUAAAUUAAUUGCCUAUAUACUAUAUAAGUAUAUGGGAAAUGCUUAUUUUUUCUGUUCCCAGUUUUUUCAUCUGAAGACAAAUAUUGCUGGUAAACAGAACUGUUUGGAGAAGUGACUGAAUUUUCUUUUAAUGUACAAUCAAUUUAGGGUAUUUAACGACAGUUUGUUGUGUUUGUAAGAAAGAGGAGCUUUACAACCUAUUUCCGUUUAAUAUUUAACAUUGCAAUUUUGUGUCAGCGAGAGUGGAAAAACCAAAAAAAAAAAAAAAAAAAAGAGAGGGACAAAACAGUGAGAAAGAGAGUGAGAGCAAUGGUUACAGGGGUACGGGUCGCUGUCCCCUGACACGGUGCUGAAACCAAAGUCCACAGCGGCAGGGCUCUCGAGCGCGCGGUGUCAAAGACGCGCGUCCAAGGGUGAUCGGAGGAUCACUCGCACAGAUGGACAACUUCACCCGCACCGCACAGUUCGAGCUUUCUGGUGAAAUACUUCAACCGUUUCCGUUGUGAGGACAUGUGCUCAUUUAUUUUUGCCGUUCUCCUAGCCGUCCUUAGAUAAAACAGACAGACUGGUACUAUGUUUUAAGAAAUAAGAGACGCUCUAUUACGCAACGUUCGUAUGUUGGUGUUCUCGACUGUCACGCUGACGUUGCACUGAAAUUUCUUUCGUCAUGUAGUCACUAACAUUACAAAAUGAACAUUCUCAGCACUUGUAUUUUUUCUGGUAGUCUGUAUAUACAUUUUCUCUGUUGUAAAAAAUGUGGAGAUUUAAAUUUGUGAAAGUUGUUCUGAAAUAUUAGAAUAAAUCAUAUUGAAAAAUGA
Molecule: messenger RNA, 2996 nt
Organism: Clupea harengus (Atlantic herring)
Lineage: Eukaryota; Metazoa; Chordata; Actinopteri; Clupeiformes; Clupeidae
Gene: nr2e1
Product: nuclear receptor subfamily 2, group E, member 1
Exons: 9
Coding region: 771-1961 (396 amino acids)
Biological process (GO): regulation of DNA-templated transcription
Molecular function (GO): sequence-specific DNA binding; DNA-binding transcription factor activity; zinc ion binding
Source: RefSeq, a predicted model, not a curated record